CCUCUGUCACAUGGUUCAGCAGUUAGUUGGGUUACAUCCAAGACAUCAGGAGGUCAGCCUCUGAAUGAACAAGAGCUACAUAACUUUCACAUUUCUGGACACCAUUUUUUCUUUCUUUUAUUUUUGCUUUCAAGAUUUGAGGGAAGAUUAAAGCAGCAUAAUCAGCGCGCCACGCCCGGAGCCUUGUCAUCAGGGUUUGUAAUGACUCGCUGCGCAAAAUUUGUUACACAAACUAUAUUUCCUCUUCACUAGAGAGGAACUUUACUUUUCUACUUCCUCAUAUAGCAUUCAUCUUGCUUCCAGGUCAGAGUGAGCUGUUAUCCAGGAGCGAUGACGCUGAGCGCUGUGGGGUCCUGCUGCCUCAGUCCAGAGGCCAAAGAAGCUCGGAGGAUCAACUCAGAGAUAGAGAGGCAGCUCAGAAAGGACAAGAAGAAUUCCCGACUGGAGUUUAAACUCCUACUGCUGGGAACUGGUGAAAGUGGGAAGAGCACUUUCAUCAAGCAGAUGAGGAUCAUCCAUGGUCGUGGAUACACUGAUGAGGAUAGGAGAGGCUUCACCAGGCUGAUCUAUGAGAACAUCUUUACAGCUAUGCAGGCCAUGAUCCAAGCCAUGAGCACAUUACAGAUCUCUUACAAGAAUCAGUACAACAAGGAUAAUGCGGAGUUGAUCAGUCGCGUUGAAAAGUUAGAAACUUUAAAGAGCCCAUACAUUGAGGCCUUGAUGAGCCUGUGGAGUGACCCGGGAAUUCAGGAAUGUUACAGUCGGAGGAGGGAAUACCAGCUCUCAGACUCAGCCAAAUAUUAUCUGAGUGACUUGGCUCGAAUAGCUGAUCCUGCUUUUUUGCCAACCCAGCAAGAUAUCCUGAGAGUCAGGGCUCCCACAACAGGAAUAAUAGAAUAUCCGUUUAAGCUAGAAGAUGUGGUAUUCAGGAUGGUGGACGUAGGUGGCCAGCGUUCUGAGAGGAGGAAAUGGAUUCAUUGCUUUGAAAAAGUCACGUCCAUCAUGUUCCUGGCGGCGCUAAGCGAAUACGAUCAGGUUCUAGCUGAGUCCAGCCAUGAGAACCGGAUGGAGGAGAGCAUAGCCUUGUUCGAGACAAUCACAAGAUACGAAUGGUUUAAUGGCUCCUCAUUCAUCCUAUUUCUCAACAAGAUGGACCUGUUGAAGGAAAAAAUCAUGUAUUCACAUUUGGAGGACUAUUUUCCAGAGUAUAAUGGUCCCAAGCAGGAUGCUGAGAAAGCACAAAAGUUCAUCUUGCAAAUGUUCACCAGUCACAAUGAAAACGUGGACAACCGGUUCUACUCCCACUUCACAUGCGCCACAGACACAGGGAACAUACAGAAGGUGUUCCAGGACGUGAGGCAAACCAUCAUACAAGAGAACCUGAAAGAUCAUAACUUGGUGUGAGCGCCUGGUGCUACUACUGUAAUUGAACGCAGCCGGCGGACUGGGAUGCCUCUGCAGCAUCUUCAUUUGCUGCUGCUGUUUCACACUUUAAUCCAAAACAGGAAAUUGGAGGACUUCAGAGCUUGUCAUCAAAUGACUGUACAGCCAAUGCUUUUCAAAUUUUCUUGUUAGAGUCUGUAAGUGGAUGUCUCUGGCUAUUACAAAGUGUGACCUGCCAAUUAAAAGUGCUGGCUUUCAGCGGCGUCUAAUAUAGCGUGAACUCUGAAAUUUAUUGAGCGCUAUGUAGACAUUUUGGAGCGGUGGGAAUGCACACUGGCAGAUUAAUAGGGGGAAACAUAUUUUACUGCCCUGGAAUGCCUCAGAGGAAUUGUGAUGUAGUUGAUCUCUCCCUCAGGGAAGGCGUGGGACUGAAUGUUCUGAAUGCAGAAACCUGGCAUCACUAAAACAGUUUGCUGGAUUUAAGUUGGAUAGCUUGGGUUGUGGCUAGACUAAAAGGGAACAGGUCAUAAUAAACACUAAUCAUUAAACUUCAAGCACACUGUGCAUGUUUUGUCAUUGCUGCAUGAAAUUCAUUUGAAUAGGUUUGGAUCAGCACUUUGGAUCUGUGUGUGCUUACUUUGCUGAAGAAGAAGAUGAAUUUUCUGUGGAGCAUACAUGUUUUAUGUUUGUUGAGGUUUUUACUGUAAAGGGAUAGACACUUGAUGUUUUUUGGAGUGAUGGUGCAAAGUUGGAUAGUUAAACAUAUUAUUUCAAGAAUGGUUGUAAUGUUAAGCAGUUGUGUUAACUUAAAAUGGAUAUUUAUAUACCUUUGAUACAAUUAUACUGUCAAAUGUUAAUAAGCCUAUGUUUUGUCUCUGAGCAUUAAAUUCAGUGUUACAAGGAUAAACGGUUAAAUGGAAAACUAGGUUCAAUAAAUGUUUAUAAGAAAAAGACAUGUUUUUACAGCCCUUUUGCUCCUAACUAUAAAAAUAUAAGU
Cyprinodon tularosa is the source of this 2380-nucleotide messenger RNA. RefSeq names its product guanine nucleotide-binding protein G(q) subunit alpha-like. Lineage: Eukaryota; Metazoa; Chordata; Actinopteri; Cyprinodontiformes; Cyprinodontidae. The transcript has 8 exons. Gene Ontology annotation, cellular component: heterotrimeric G-protein complex. Bases 331 to 1404 code for a protein of 357 amino acids. The record is from RefSeq and is a predicted model, not a curated record. Gene Ontology annotation, molecular function: G protein-coupled receptor binding; GTPase activity; GTPase activator activity. Gene Ontology annotation, biological process: phospholipase C-activating dopamine receptor signaling pathway; action potential; adenylate cyclase-modulating G protein-coupled receptor signaling pathway.